Dracunculus medinensis (Guinea worm) is the source of this 1440-nucleotide messenger RNA. NCBI's taxonomy places the organism in Eukaryota, Metazoa, Nematoda, Chromadorea, Rhabditida, Dracunculidae. The record is from the annotation of a GenBank genome assembly.
AUGGUUCAGCGAACGUAUCAAUUAUAUCAGAGUAAACAUAUGGCGCUUCAUGAUGAAGAAGGCAGAAUAGUUUCCUAUUAUCGCCUAAUCGAGCUGCCGUCUUCAUUCUUGAGGCCAUGUCAAUCCAUUAAUGAUUUCUGCCGCGUCAUGCUGCUUUCGUUACAAAUCUUCGAAGCAUCCGGUGGUCAGGAUCACCUAAUAUUCCUGCUUUGGCAGCUUUUUCAGAUAGUUGGACACGUUUCCAGAGGAAUACGCUUCCCUUAUGAAGAAGACGGAAUAGCUUACUAUUAUUGCCUAUUCGAGCAGCCAUGUUCAGGGCCAUAUCGCUCCAAUACCAUGUCCUUUUUGUAUGCAUUCGAAGCGUCAGAUACACUCGAUACUACAAUUUACACGACUCUUAUUGCAUUAUUUAUGUACAGAUGUGCAGAAAAAUAUUUCCCAUGUUCAUCAAAUAGUGUUUGCUUUGUAAUUAUAAUCGUUGGUGGAAUAUUAGGAAUUAUGGUUAUAUUAUUAUCAAUUAAGAUUUUAUCGAGCAAUAGAGAGACACGCUUGGAUACUAAUGAAUCAGUGAUGGCGGCAAUAACAACAUUGGUUGAUAUGAAUCAAUUAUUAAUUAAUCGGACAAUAUUGUACAAGGCUAUCCAAAUGAAUAAACUUGCUAUUCGCAAACAAAAGCCGAUUCUUUUGCAAUUUAAAGAGACCAGUGAUGACGCAAUUAUUAGAAAACUAUCGAAUCUUGGUGUGGGCUCUGGAAGCACUAACGUGGUCGUAUAUGGCAACAGUUUAGCUCUUGCAGCAUUCUAUUAUAUAGCUCAAGCAUUUUCGCCAUCCAGAAUCCAUCGCAUUGUGCUACUUAGCGCACCCGGAUGCCUACCGAUGUACGACACAGAAUCAUUCCAUAGAUGGCCGAAUUGCUCGCUUUUUGCGAAUGAAGCACUAAGAAUAAUUAGUGAAUUCAAACCUGACGUCGUUUUUUUAAAUUUCAAAUUUCACCAGCCACUCGAUUCGCCCAUAAAGAACAUUUCUGACGAUAUUGUCGUUUAUAAGCUGCAAAAAACUAUUAAUGAUAUUAUGAAACAUACGAAAAGAAUAGUCUUCACAUAUCCUCAUCCCCACUUGCGCGUUAUUGUGGGCCCACAAAUUAUUUACGAUAGGCUUAUCAGAAAAGUGCCAAUCACCGAUCUCAAUAUGCCUUUUACUCAUUUUUUAAAAUAUUCUGCAAAUGCUUAUCGACGAGUUAAUGCUCUCAUAUGCAAGAAAUGCGAUUAUGUGUUCAGCUACCGAUUUUUUUGCUAUGAUAAUAUUUGUUAUUCUUACGAUCCAAAAACAUAUGUGAUUUAUUAUCAAGACGGUGCGCAUUUGGGACUACAUGGAAUCGAAUUUUUAACACCUUAUUAUAGAGAAAUUGCCGAUGAACUUUAUGCGAAAGCGUAUAUAUAA